CAAAGGCGAUGUUAUAGUUAGUAAAUAAGAUUUAAUUCGUUCAAACGUGCGUCUGUAUUUAUAAGACUAUAUAAACUAAUCUCACAUUUCAUUUGAUAAACGACGUGCUUUAAAAUAUGUGUUGCCAAUAAAUUUAUCGAUAGGCACAUAUUUAAAAGUUUUUUUCUGAUAUGUUGUUGUUAUUAUUUACAUAUUAUUAAAGGUUGCGGUAACAGCUCGCCAGAAUGACUCAAUAAACAUGGGGGAAUUCAUUCUGGAAUUUACAUUCUCAGCGCGCAUGCGCGUGUAGCCUACGUAACUUAUAUGAGCGGUUUCGUUUUCAUAAGCCAUCAAAAAAACGCUUUCAGUUGACGUGUUGGCAUUUUUGAUGAUUGUUAAAAGAUGGACGGCACGGUUGUUUUAUCUCCUGAAAAGCUUUUACAGCAAUAUUUGGGCUUCCUCAGUAAGUAUAUGACUGGGCCUUUAGUUCAGAAGAUGUCCUGCUGUUUGUGCCGAUCCAACAAAAUCACCAAACAUGAAGAACAGGUUAUUACAUCUCAGUCCACAGACAUGCAGAAAGCCUCCAGACUGAUUCAGAUUGUCAUUAAAAAGGGACAAAAUGCGUGCAGCUCUUUUCUCAGUUGCCUUGGACUUUGCAACCCAGCAUUGUAUGAAAAUGUCACUGGAUUUCCCGCACACUUUAGUGACGAGGGUCAUCAACAUUUAGAGGAAAUUCCUCUCUCAGAUAAAGUGCAAUUUACACCUUAUAUUAUAAACAUACAAAACUCUUCCCUGAGCAACUGCAUUAUUGGGAACAACAAUAACCAAUGCAUUGCCUGUGAUCAGCAUGCUCUGCUUCCUCAGAAUGAUGCAAUCAGCGAGGAAGAAACGGCAGAUCCUCAGAGCCAUGAUCAGCUGAUCCCACCGCAGGACACAAUAAGUGGCAGCAGCAUCAUUCAAGUGGAGAAAUCCAGCAUGGAGUAUGUCAUUAUUGGGGACCACAACAGCAUGACGGUCACAGAGAGCUGUGACUCAGAUGUUGAGGAAAAUACAGAGACUGAGGCUGACAUGAUCAGUUAAAAGGUGUGAAAUGGUGAUCAGGGGAAAUUCAGCUCGACCUAUGAUUGUACACUGGAAGGAUAUAUUUAACAUGCCUUCUUUUGACCGAUGCUUUGGUGCUCAGGCAGAGCUUAUUUUACACUUCUGUGCUAUGAGCUGAAACUGUUUUUUUUUCCUGAUUGAUACUGAACUGAACUAUGUUUCUCAUGUUUUAAUGAGUACAGCAAUGUUUAUUGUUUUAGCUGAAGUAUCUGAAAAGAUGCUGGCUGACAUCGUAAUAAUGUAUUAUGUAGUCUUUUUAUAAGCUCUCUGCGAACAUAGAUGCUCUGUAUGCUUUUUACAUUUUAUCUUAAUGCAAAAUAAUAAUAAUAACAUGUAAAGCACCUUGUAAAACCUAUGAAAUUAUUUAAUUAAGAUGAACUAUUUCGUUUUUAAAACUAAAUCUUUAGUGAUUUGACUGCUGGAUUGCUCCUAGAUUGAAUUCAAACAUGUAAUAUUACAUUCAAAUUAAAAGUUUUAGACCCUCACCAUACGAAAUAUGAUAGAAAACAUUGUUAUACAUAAUUUAUAGGAAUCUUUUAUACUUCUAGGUAUUUAUUUGGGAGCCCUCAAAGUUCCUGGAGCCCUAAGCAGCCACUUACCUUAUUGGUUCAAUCCGCCCCUGUUUACUCUAGUACAGGGGUCACCAACAUGGUGCCCGAAGGCACCAGGUAGCCCGCGAGGAUCACAUGUGUUGCCCGCAGGUCUGUUC
Molecule: messenger RNA, 1789 nt
Organism: Danio rerio (zebrafish)
Lineage: Eukaryota; Metazoa; Chordata; Actinopteri; Cypriniformes; Danionidae
Source: RefSeq, a predicted model, not a curated record